This is a messenger RNA of Coccinella septempunctata (seven-spotted ladybird), 1555 nucleotides long. Its product is annotated as stromal membrane-associated protein 1. The coding region runs from base 121 to 1386 and encodes 421 amino acids. The transcript has 4 exons. Lineage: Eukaryota; Metazoa; Arthropoda; Insecta; Coleoptera; Coccinellidae. Gene Ontology annotation, molecular function: GTPase activator activity; metal ion binding. The record is from RefSeq and is a predicted model, not a curated record.
GUUUAAUUCAACAGCAUAAACUGUCCCUGUAUUUUGUAGGAGUGCUGCUAAUUGAGUAGUUUUCAUUCCUGGCGCAGCACAUGUAUCUAGAACAGUAGAGCCAGGUGGUGGGGCUAAUAGAUGAACUGUAAAAUGAAUUCAAAAAUUGAAAAAGACAAAGCAAAACAGCUUCAAGAAAAAUGCCAGUCUGUUCUAACUAGUCUGUUGAGGGAUGAAGAUAAUAAAUAUUGCGUAGACUGCGACUCCAAAGGACCAAGAUGGGCCUCAUGGAACAUAGGUGUGUUUCUUUGCAUAAGAUGUGCAGGAAUUCAUAGGAAUCUGGGUGUUCAUAUUUCCAGGGUUAAAUCAGUAAAUCUUGAUACUUGGACCCCAGAACAAGUAGUAUCUCUUCAACAGAUGGGUAACUCGAGGGCAAGGGCUGUUUAUGAAGCAAAUUUACCAGAUGAUUUCAGGAGGCCCCAGAAUGAUUCAAAUUUAGAAUCAUUCAUCAGAGCUAAGUAUGAACAUAAGAAAUACAUUGCAAGAGAAUGGGUGCCAGCACCAUUACCUAAGGUGAAUUGGGAAAAGGAAAUUGAAGAUGAGAUGGAAAGACAGAAGCGUAAGACAAAAACUGUUGUUGAGAAAAAACCUCUACCAUCUGUAGAAGUACCUCAACUACCAAAACCAAAAAACCCAAGUCCUAAGCCCAACAGGAUAAUCAAUACCGAUAAAACAGACAGUGACUUACUAAUUGCUCAGAAUAGUGAAGAUUUCAGUGGCUUCUUAUCUUCAGCUCCUAAAACUGAAGAGAAAAAGGAAACUCUGAAAAAUGAUAUAAAGAGUGAAGAAGAAAGUUUUUUCAACCAAACACUACCAACUGAGAAGGAAAAAGUACAACUGUCUAAAGAUAGUAUUAUGAAAUUGUAUUCUAACAUGCCAAUGAAUAAUUUCAAUCAAUUCCAUAACCCCUUAGGUCAGCCUGCCUACCAGGCCAAUAUACCUGUUCAAAAUUCUUUUCAAAAUUUUGGGUGUUUUCCCCAACAAGCUUACCCUAUCCAAAAUGGAAUGGUUCCCCAAUAUUCUGGACAGCAGUUUCCCAAUCAAUGUAUAGGGCAACAGUUUCCCCUUCCUAAUCAAAUGCAAGUCCCGGUAGGUCAUGUGCCCCAUCCUGCUUACCAAGUUCCCCAAAAUCAGUUCACAAGUUUUCAGAGCAAUCUCCAGAUGUCGAUGUCAAAUCAACUGAAUCAUUUUGGACAGAACUAUCAACCUGCACAAUCCUCUUUCCUGCCAACUCAACAACCCCCAUUUACAGGUACGCAGACUUUAAAUCAGCAAUUUGGUAAGCUGAACCUUAACGGUCAGCAGCCUAGCAAUGCUUCACCAGGCAUGACAAACAUAUGGCCCUAAUCAAUUGUAUUUUUUAUUUAUUAAUAUGAGAUUAUGUCUUUAUUUUUUGAGCUUACUAUGAGAAAUAUGAUUUUUUACAAUAUUAGUUUAUAUAUUUUGUUAACUGAAAUUUCAGCCAAUCCAAUAAUUAAUAAGUUGAACGAGGAUUCAUUAAAAUUAUUCUAUGUGA